Messenger RNA from Zasmidium cellare ATCC 36951, 345 nucleotides. RefSeq lists its product as uncharacterized. The record is from RefSeq and is a predicted model, not a curated record. The transcript has 3 exons. Lineage: Eukaryota; Fungi; Ascomycota; Dothideomycetes; Mycosphaerellales; Mycosphaerellaceae. Bases 1 to 345 code for a protein of 114 amino acids.
AUGCAGUUCAACAACGUCACCGAAAAGCACUCUGCCGACAAUCAGAGCUCCCUCGCAUUCAAAACUCACAUCAAAAUCCAACAUCAGUCCAUCGCAAUGCCUUCGGGAAACGAGCGCAAAAGCGCUACCAACGACGAGGAGAGUGCGGUCUUCGCGCGCGACCCUGCGGCCUUCAUCGCGCAGCAGGUGAGCAAGUUCAAGCUGGAGGAAGCGGCGGCGGCGGCGGAGGCGGCGGGAGUGGCGGCGGGCAAAGCUCCCCCGGAUGGAUAUCUCGCGGGCGAGGAGGAUGGGACUUGUGUGAGGGAUUUCGCGGUUUCGGGCGGCGAUCGUGCCAAUGAGUUAUGA